CCGAGCGGAGCUGCCGGACGCGGGAGACCCCCAAAACUGGCCCCAGCAUGAAUCUCCUCCCGGCCGCCGUCACCGCCCUUCAUCUCCUCGUCCUCCUCCUCCUCUUCGUGGCCACCCUGGAUAAGGGUUGGUGGGUGCUGCCGGACGCGCAGGCUCUGAACCUUUGGUACGACUGCGCCCCCCAAAACCGCACCCAGGGCUGGGAGUGCAGCAGCCUCGGGCUCAGCCCCCUGCUGCGGGGGGUGCAGGGGCUGAUGGUGGCCGCCCUCCUGCUCUCGGCCCUCGGCCUCCUCCUCUUCCUCUGGCAGCUGCUGGGGGGGCCCCGCGGGCGCCUCUUCCUCCCCUCGGCCGCGGCCCAGCUGCUGGCAGGGCUGGCGGCGCUGCUGGGGGCGGGGCUCUUUGUGGCCAGCGGGGGCGGGGCCGGCGGUGGCCAUCCCGGGCACUGCCCGGUGCUGGCCGGGCUGGGCGGGGCCCUGGCGCUGGCCAGCGGCGGCGGCUACCUGCGCCUGCGGGCACGCGACUGAGCGGGACACGCCCGCCCGAUGGACACGCCCCAUGGACACGCCCUGUGGACACACCCAAUGGACACACCCAACUGGGACACGCCCAAUGGACACACCCACUUGGGACACACCCAAUGGAAACACCCAAUGGAUAUGCCCAGUGGACCUGCCCAAUGGACACGCCCAAUUGGGACACGCCAAAUGGACACGCCCAAUGGACACACCCAAUGGACACACCCAAAGGAUACGCCCAAUGAGCACACCCAAUGGACACGCCCAAUGGGCACACCCAAAGGAUACGCCCAAUGAGCACACCCAAUGGACACGCCCAAUGGGCACACCCAAAGGAUACACCCAAUGGGCACGCCCAAUUGGCACGCUCAAUGGACACACCCAAAGGAUACGCCCAAUGAGCACACCCAAUGGACACGCCCAAUGGACACACCCAAAGGAUACGCCCAAUGAGCACACCCAAUGGACACACCCAAUGGGCAUGCCCAAUGGACACGCCCAAAGGAUACGCCCAAUGAGCACACCUAAUGGACACCCCAAUGGACACGCCCAAAGGAUAUGCCCAAUUGACACACCCAAUUGACACACCCCCUGGGACAUGCCCAAUGCAUACCGCCAAUGGGCACGCCCAAUGGACACGCCCAAUGGAUGCAGACAAUGAACACGUCAAAGGGACACACCCACACGGGACACGCCCAAUGGAAACACCCAAUGGACACGCCCAAUUGACACACCCAAUGCACAAGCCCGCUGGACACGCCCACUGGACACACCCACUGGAUACACCCAACUGGGACACACCCACUGGACACACCCACUGGAUACACCCAACUGGGACACACCCACUGGACACACCCACUGACAUGUCCUGGGACACGCAUGCUGGACAAAACCACUGGACACACCCAUUGGACACGCCCACUCGGGAUACACCCACCUGAGACACACCCACUGGACACACCCACCCGGGACACGCCCACCAGACACACUUGGGACACGCCCACCUGGGACAUGCCCACCUGUCAUGCCUAUUGGACACACCCACUGGACACGCCCACUUGGGACACACCCACUUGGUGCACACCCACUGACACGCCCAUUAAACACGCCCACUUGUGACAUGCCCCGUGGGACACGCCCACCUGUGACACGCCCACUGAACCAUGACCCGACCAAUGACCCUGCAAUGACGUCAUCGCUGGCCGGAUGGUGACGUCAUCAGUGACACGGAUACGGCCAGUGACGGCGCUGACGGCAUCCGUGACGUCACCAACGAGAUGGGUGUGGCCAGUGACAUCAUUGGUGUGGCUAGUGACGUCACCGGCAAGAUGGGUGUGUCUAAUGACGUCACCAACUGGAUGGGCGUGCCCAGUGACGUCAC
Messenger RNA from Vidua chalybeata, 1896 nucleotides. Its product is annotated as epithelial membrane protein 3-like. Gene Ontology annotation, cellular component: membrane. Lineage: Eukaryota; Metazoa; Chordata; Aves; Passeriformes; Viduidae. The record is from RefSeq and is a predicted model, not a curated record. The coding region runs from base 48 to 524 and encodes 158 amino acids. The transcript has 5 exons.